Molecule: messenger RNA, 1681 nt
Organism: Schistocerca serialis cubense
Lineage: Eukaryota; Metazoa; Arthropoda; Insecta; Orthoptera; Acrididae
Gene: Cox11
Product: cytochrome c oxidase assembly protein COX11, mitochondrial
Exons: 6
Coding region: 145-864 (239 amino acids)
Cellular component (GO): mitochondrial inner membrane
Molecular function (GO): copper ion binding
Source: RefSeq, a predicted model, not a curated record
GUUGACCUGUUUCGAUUAAUGAUAAUUCGAUUGUUGAAUUUGUUUUUGUUGUGAUGGUCGGGAUUUAAGUGUCGUCUGUUACGAUAUGUCGGAAAGUGUUUAGGGAGAUGUAAACUUGGAACUGUGCAUUUUACCUGAAGGACAAUGUUCACAUGCGCCAGACAUUGUCUCAAACGAACUUCUGUGUUGUCAACAUGGCCAACGCAAUUCAUCAAGCAAAAGUUUCAUUCAUCUUCUUAUAGAACUCUGAAACGUAAGGACAGUGACUCCCAAACAGCGCAUCGAGGAAGGGAACAAAAGUUGAAGUCAACUUUGUACUAUUUAACUGCUGCAGGUGUUUUGACCGUCGGAUUUAGCUACGCUGCUGUGCCAUUGUAUAGAAUGUUUUGUCAGGCAUACAGCUAUGGUGGAACUGUCAGUAAACAUGAUGAUACAGGGAAAAUUGAAAAUAUGGAGAAGAAGUCUGACAGAGUCGUUAAAGUGAAAUUCAAUGCAGACUUGGGAGCAAGCAUGAGGUGGAACUUCAAACCACAACAGAAUGAAAUAAAGGUGCCAGUGGGUGAAACUGCAUUAGCAUUUUACACAGCAAGAAACCCAACUGACACGCCUGUUAUUGGAAUUAGUACUUACAAUGUGGUACCGUAUGAAGCAGGGCAGUAUUUUAAUAAAAUUCAGUGCUUCUGUUUUGAGGAGCAGCAGCUGAAUCCACAUGAAGAGGUGGACAUGCCAGUAUUUUUCUACAUUGAUCCAGAAUUUUCUGAAGAUCCAAAAAUGGAAUUGGUUGACACAAUUGUAUUGUCCUAUACAUUUUUUGAAGCAAAAGAAGGUCUUACAUUACCAGUGCCAUCAUUUGUACGAAAGUGAUAAACUGCUCUUAUAGUGUACAGAGAAGAAAAUCGGAUAUAUCGAUAAAAGUGGAAUGAUUUGUGACAAAACAGUGUGAAUUUCCUUUGAAUUAAUUGCUGGUAUUAACAAAAAUUUGUUUGGGUAUAUAAUUGUAGGCUUCUCUGGCCAUUGUUACAGUCAGUAAAAUUUUGUUAUCCAUUGGUGCUGCAGUGAAAUACCUUGUUAAUCCCAGUUUCAAAGGAACAGCUCUGUUGGCACAACUAUUUAUAUUUUCACUGAAUACAAAAAAAAAUUUAAAUGAUAAAGUGGUACUAGUUUGUAUCUACUAUGACUUAUCAAAGGAAUCAAAUUGGAUGAAUCACAGUAUUCUACAAGAAAUUUUAAGUUUUUCUGGGAUUCAUGGAUCUGAGCAUGCCUAGUUUAAUUCCUAUUUAGCCCUUUACACCAGUGAUCACCGCGCAGCAUGGCAUCAUGUGUUAUGGAAUAUCUUCAUGAGCUUUGCUUGAGAAAGAAGUAUUGUGUAGGCAAUCACACACGACAGGAGACUGGACACAACUGUUUUAGGAAUGCUGAGUCUCGCAGUGGUAACAUUCAAUAAAAUGUUCUCGGUUUUCCAACCAUGUCAAAUGGUUGAAAUUUUAACCAUUCGAUGCGGCUGGAAAACAGAAUUUUUUAUUUACAUGUCUGUUGGUUGUUUUGUAACUAUCAGUUAUUGUGUAUUAUUAUGUUUCACAUUAAAAACAGAAUUAAUUUUAUGUAACAUAAGUGACAAAGUGUUAGUACAUCUCUGUUCUGAAAAGGAAGAAAUAAAGGAAUGAAGGAAUUGAAACUUUAA